AUGGUUCGCAAUACUUACAAUCCUCUAAUCUACCUUUUCCAAAGAGUUGCUGUGGCACACAGAGACGCAAUAUGGAAGCCCUGCGAUUAUUCUUCAGUGUUGGAGACAUUCUAUCCAUUAUUUAUUGAAGAGUUGAGCGAGGAAGAAUACCAAUGUCUUGCAUCUUCACCAAACCUUGUUUUAGUAGCAACUUAUGCGCCCUUAUUCUCCAAACUCUUCUCCAAGACUUUACCUCCACAUGUAAUCUCACUUCACAAGAACUUGUUGGCUCUUCCAAAGGAUAAUGUUUUUGGUACCUUGUUGGAAGUUGUUGCAAAUGGAUACAGUCAAUCAUCUCUAAUACCUGUUAAAAUUGCUAUCGAAAUUGCCAAAGAGAAUCCAGAACAAUUUGCAACUACGCUCAUGCAAAACAAAAUUGGAGCAAAAGUAGAUACAAUCAGACAAUAUCAUGUGCAAGAUAGAGAACUGCUUAGUCAAUUUUACCAAAGCAUUGAUUUAAUUUGUAAAAAAAGGUAA
This is a messenger RNA of Naegleria gruberi, 516 nucleotides long. RefSeq lists its product as uncharacterized. The record is from RefSeq and is a predicted model, not a curated record. The coding region runs from base 1 to 516 and encodes 171 amino acids. The transcript has a single exon. NCBI's taxonomy places the organism in Eukaryota, Heterolobosea, Eutetramitea, Acrasida, Naegleriidae.